Messenger RNA from Salarias fasciatus (jewelled blenny), 1939 nucleotides. RefSeq names its product phosphatidylinositol glycan anchor biosynthesis, class W (gene pigw). Gene Ontology annotation, molecular function: glucosaminyl-phosphatidylinositol O-acyltransferase activity. The record is from RefSeq and is a predicted model, not a curated record. NCBI's taxonomy places the organism in Eukaryota, Metazoa, Chordata, Actinopteri, Blenniiformes, Blenniidae. Gene Ontology annotation, cellular component: endoplasmic reticulum; membrane. Bases 204 to 1703 code for a protein of 499 amino acids. Gene Ontology annotation, biological process: GPI anchor biosynthetic process; protein localization to plasma membrane. The transcript has 2 exons.
UCAUGGCCAGGUUAGGUUCGUCUGGAAACCCCUGUGAGGUGUAAUGUUGUUAAACAGGUCUACAUUCACAUACCUUACAGAAAACCUCGAUGUAGGAGCGGAUCCGUCGACAGGCAACUAUUGUAGUAUCAGCUAAAGACGUUGAACAGCCAGACGGCUGAAUUACCUCCGUUCACUUGCAAGUUUUGUUAAAGAUCAGGGCCAUGGCUCAGAGGGAAGUGAAGGAGGCGUUUGUCAGUAAUCUCAAUGGGACCAGUCUGGAGGAGGUUGCACUUGGAUCUUUUCUGAGUCCCAUCUGCCUCAUCAACAGAGGACUUAUCCUGAUCCUCUACCAUCGAGCCAAAGGAACUCUACCGCUGCCUGUUCCACUCAUGUCUCACAUGCUUCUGGACUUCUUCGUUCUCAUUCUUCCCCUCGUCUUGUCAUGCACUGUUUUGAGCAGUGUUCUUCACCUUGUCAUCAUGGGUCUGACUUUAUUUUCCUCCUGCUUGUUAUGCUACGUCUACCGUGCCAGCAGACACAGCUCUAAACAGCACCCACAGAGCACUGUCAGCACCUUUCUUCAGAGUCACGUUGAGGCAGACCAGGUUCCAUUCGUCACCCUGUUUAGAGUUUUUGUGAACGUGAAGACGGCAAUCAGUAUCCUUGCCGUAGACUUCGCCGUUUUUCCAAGGCGAUAUGCAAAAACUGAAACCUACGGGACAGGGGUUAUGGACUUUGGAGUUGGAGCAUUUAUCUUUGCGAAUGCCCUCGUGUGUCCAGAGGCUAGGGGAAAAAACAUCUCAGGAUCCAAGAUGAGCUAUGUCCUGAAGCAGCUCCUCUCCGUCUGGCCCCUGAUUGCUCUUGGUAUAGGAAGGUUAGUUAGUGUCAAAAUGAGUGGAUACCAUGAGCAUGUGUCAGAGUAUGGCGUCCAUUGGAAUUUUUUUUUCACACUUGCCAUUGUCCGAGUUGUUGCCUCCAUGCUUUUGGCUGUUUUACCCGCUAACCAUUCGUGGAUUUUUGCUCUCAUCAUCAGUGGAUUGUAUCAGUUCACUUUGGAGACGUCGGAGCUCAAAGCUUUCCUCAUCCACAACAAUGACCGAGAAAAGGGAUUUCUGCACGCUAACAAGGAGGGGAUAUUCUCUGUAGUCGGUUUUGUUGCCAUUUACCUGACAGGAGUUCGUAUCGGACUUUAUGUGAUGCAGCCAAGGUCCCAGGUCAGAGAUUGGCUCAAAAGCCUUUUCAGCCUGUUGAUGGGAAGCCUGGUCCUGUACACUGCUCUUUGGAUGUGCCAAACCCUCGUGGAACCUGUAUCUCGACGCCUGGCUAAUUCAUCUUUCUGCCUGUGGAGCGUUGCACAGUCUUUGUUUUUCAUGUCCUGCCUUGGUAUAGCUGAUAUGGUUUUACUAUUUUCUAAAAAAGCAUCAGAUUGUCACUUUGUGCCGUCAUCUUGGAGUCUGUGUAAAAAACAGUCCGACUCUGGCAAAGUGUCCAACUUAAAGAGAGAUGAAAGAGAAAGAUUCUGCCUCAUUCAAGCUGUCAGCCGGAAUCAGCUGCUGUUUUUUUUGCUUGCAAACGUAAUGACGGGACUGACCAACUCCAUAGUAGACACACUCAGCUGCAGCAGUCCAGUUUCAGUGUGUGUUUUACUGUUGUACAUGUUCACUAACUGUUUUGUAAUUUAUGUUUUGCAUUUCAGUGGAACAACAAUAAAAUUCUGGUAGGCUUCAUGGAACUAAACCUACUGCCUCCCAAAAUAAAAAUGAAAAAAAAAAAACAGUGGUUCAAUCUUACAUUUUACAAAGUGUGUUUUGCAACAAUCAAUAUGCUUGAUAAAACUUUGUAUUUUCAUGUAUUACACUUUGCAGAGAAAGGCAACUAUUUUGAUUUUAUGUAAAAAAAAAAAAAAAAGAUUGUUCUUUUAAUUCAUGCUUUCACUUGUAAAUAACAAGAAUAAAAA